AUGACACCAAGAACACCCAGAAAGCAUCGAUCAUAUCCUCACCAACGUCCGAUCAGAUGUACCCACCCCCAGUGCGGCAAGUACGGCCACACCACGAGCCAGUGCUGGGUCGCCCACCCGAAACUCCGACCCUAUGGCGCGACGAAUCGAGGUAGUUGUGGUGGGCUCGGUCGAGGAUGGGACGAUCUUCCCAGUGAACCGAACGACGUUGCAUAUGGUACUCCGAGCUGGGACGACGACUGGUCUGGAGACAGGGGUGCAUCCUCCCCACGCUCCCAGUCCCCCUUAUAUGCCCCAUUCCCGUUCCUCAAGCUGCCCCAGGAACUCCAGGACAAGGUCUACGAGUUCGUUUACGAGGAACAGCACGGUGUGGUGGUCUUUAUGAGUCCGCGUCUGGAAUCGUUCGAAGGAGUACAAUACUAUGAAGCCGGGCCGACAUCUGAAAUAGUGGUGCAGGGCCACGACUACGGCGGUCUCGGACUCGUCUGCAAAAAGAUGCGCGCAGAUUCUCGAAAGGCGCAACGGCGGUCAUUUAACGGUCGGAUGAGGGUCGUCUGGGACGAGGAGAACUAUGAUCGCGCGUUCUCCAAGAUCUGCGCACCGACCUGGUCGUCGCUGAGACAUCGGAUCACAGAGCUCGAUAUCAGCGGCCUGUCGGGUCGGACUGUGGACAGCGGGUUCGAUACGGUCCGCAGGAUGAUCCUGAUGUAUUUCCCGUGCCUCAGUCAGAUCACCAUCUGCUACAACGCGUACCGGUACAAAUUCGUGGAGAGAGACAACCCAUACCUCCUGACGCCCGAGUGGCUGAGAGUCAACGAGGAGACAUACCCGAAUGCAUUCGCUGCGGGUGAAAUGGACAACGAGUUCGCAUACCCCGCCGACGUGUUGGGUGUUUACGAGCUCGUGCGCUUGACGCAGCUGGCUUCGCAGCCCUGCACCAUCUUCCUGAACACCAACGUGAGAUGGCUGAAUGGUCGAGGAUGCCGCGAGUUUUCGCAGCACGUCAAGUUCCUCGUCACGGCGAAUCAGCUUGAAGCUGUCGAGAGAGGUACUGCUCUUGGUAUAUGA
Messenger RNA from Fonsecaea pedrosoi CBS 271.37, 1068 nucleotides. RefSeq lists its product as uncharacterized. Bases 1 to 1068 code for a protein of 355 amino acids. NCBI's taxonomy places the organism in Eukaryota, Fungi, Ascomycota, Eurotiomycetes, Chaetothyriales, Herpotrichiellaceae. The record is from RefSeq and is a predicted model, not a curated record. The transcript is spliced from 2 exons.